Molecule: messenger RNA, 1094 nt
Organism: Ictalurus punctatus (channel catfish)
Lineage: Eukaryota; Metazoa; Chordata; Actinopteri; Siluriformes; Ictaluridae
Product: cyclic nucleotide-gated cation channel beta-1
Exons: 9
Coding region: 33-1094 (353 amino acids)
Source: RefSeq, a predicted model, not a curated record
AACAACAGUUUAUAGCUGCUAUAACGUAAGUCAUGAGAAAAACUUGUUUCAUGGAUGUUUCACAACAUGGACAUUUGUACAAACAUGAUUGGCCAAUGCUAUGUCACAAGAGGAAUAAAACACUCUAUAGGAAAAAUAAUCAACUAUGUAAAAUCUCCAACAGAUCGAGAGUCAUUGGCUGGAUCUCAGGAGGAAUUGGGAAGGUCGUACCUCAGCCAGAGACCAAAUACACAGAGAUGAGAGAGAAACCUGAUGAGGAAGUUACAGAGGUUUACGAUAUUGAAGAACUUCCAGACACCGAGCCUCUUCCUAAUGUUCCGGUGGUGGAGAUGGUGUCCGAGGACGAGGUGUGUGAAGUGCGGCAUUCAUCUGAAGUGCGGCAGUUUCGUCCGGGCGUGGUGCAGUGGAUAAAGACUGGUUUCCAGAACGCUCUGCCAUACCACAUGCCCCGCCCACCAGACCACCCAGAAACAGGCUCCCAACGAUCAUCACGCUGCUCAGAUAAAGUGUUCUCACCUCCUCCUGAAUCAAUAACCAGCCUGACAGAGGUCGACACAAAAGUCAACAUGAUGGGGUGGAUUGUUCAGGGUCUUGGCCUGACCUUGCCCCAGCCUGUUAUAAGAAGCAAAGAGGACUAUGGGGGGGUGGGAGAAACGGUUACGCAACAAGCUGUCCACUCCAGGCCAACUUCCAAAGACCUGGUCCUCGAGGAGGUCAACUCAGAAGAUGACCAGGACCAGGACCAGGAGAACAGAUCUGAACAUCCAUCUAAACCAAAACAAGCAGAGCCAGUGGUGCAAUUGGAUCCAGAAGCCAUGAGUUCCUCAGCUUCAACAUCAUGCCUGAAGCAGGAAGAUGCUGAGACACAAACCAGACAAUGGACACCCUUCAUCGAGAGCAUCAAGAGAGAGGCGGAGGACAAAGCCAUGGCUACUAUGGAGGAAUGGAUGUGUCAGGAGCGCUUGGAGAUGGUGAGGAUGGCUGAGGAGGUGGCAAGACACGCCGCGGAAGUGACCGUCAGAGAGCUGGCUAGAACCCGAGUGACCGUACACACACCCAUCCUGGAGGUGGAGGAAGAGGCUGAGCCAGAGUAA